GUUCGGUUUGGUCCCCCCUAUCUCUCUUCCCUCUCCCUCUCCAACCCAAUAACCUUUUUCUUUUUUAACUUUUUACCGUCAAUAAUGUUCCACGCUUGAAUAUUAAACCAUUUCCAUUGUCUUUAUAAACUCUGAAGCUUUCUCCCCUUUUUCUUCAUCAAAUCACUCUCCUCAACCUUCCUCUCAAAGAAACAUGACAACCUUUUUCAAAUCUCCCAUGGAAAUAACCUUUUCCACCCUUAUUUUCCUUUUCUUCUUCUUCACCUUAUCUUCUGCUAGAGAUACAUCCAUCAUAACCUUAAACCAAAACCAUCCAUCAUCAUCAAGCUGGAGAAGCGAUGAUGAGGUGAUGAGCUCGUACAAAUCUUGGGUCUUGAAACAUGGCAAAGCAUACAACGGUGUUGGAGAGCAAGAGAAGAGGUUUGAGAUCUUUAAGGAUAACUUGAAAUUCAUUGAUGAACAUAAUAAUAGCUCUAAGAGCAGGACAUACAAGCUUGGGUUGAACAAGUUUGCUGAUUUAACUAACCAAGAGUACCGUGCUAAGUUUUUGGGGACGAGGAGUGAUUCUAGGCGUCGAGUCAUGAAGUCCAAGAACCCCAGCCAACGUUAUGCUUACCGUGCCGGCGACAGCUUGCCGGAUUCAGUAGACUGGAGAUAUCAUGGAGCUGUUAAUCCGGUCAAGGAUCAAGGAUAUUGUGGAAGUUGCUGGGCAUUCUCAACAAUUGCAGCAGUGGAAGGCAUAAACAAAAUUGUGACUGGCGAACUAAUCUCUCUAUCAGAACAAGAACUAGUAGAUUGUGACCGAUCCUACGACGCAGGUUGCGAUGGUGGCCUAAUGGACUAUGCCUUCCAAUUCAUUAUUGACAAUGGUGGCAUCGACACUGAAGAAGACUAUCCUUACCUUGGCGUUGAUAAUCAAUGUGAUCCAACAAGGAAGAAUGCUAAGGUUGUUAGCAUUGAUGGGUACGAGGAUGUUAUUCCAUAUGAUGAGAACGCUUUAAAAAAGGCUGUGGCGCAUCAGCCUGUGAGUAUUGCCAUUGAAGCUGGUGGUAGAGCUUUCCAACUCUACGAAUCGGGAGUUUUCAAUGGUGAAUGUGGGUCAGCUUUAGACCAUGGCGUGGUUGCUGUCGGAUAUGGCACGGAUGACAAUGGUCAGGAUUACUGGAUUGUGAGGAACUCAUGGGGCAGCAGCUGGGGUGAAGAUGGAUACAUAAGGAUGGAGCGUAAUAUUAAUGCCUAUACUGGCAAGUGUGGCAUUGCGAUGGAGGCUUCCUAUCCGGUUAAGAAUGGGGCAGACAUCAUCAAACCUUACUGGAAUAAUGAAAGCACUGAGAAGAUCAGCAGUGCUUGAAAUCUUUUCUGCAAUUAGCAGUUCUUGGAAGUUAAAAUGUCUCAGCUGCUGUUUUGUGCCAUUGAAGAACACAAAGAUCGACUGAUGCAAAUAAUGAUGCUUGUUGUGAAAAAUUCCCUCUCUAUUCCUUGUUGGUCUAAGUUAUCCAUAUAGGAGUAGGGCUAUUUAUGUUGUUUGGAUUUAUCAUUGUUGUACAUAUAUUUUCAUUUAUCAAAACGGCAGCUGGAAAACUGGUAUUGUUGUGACUUGAGAUUAUUGCAAUUUCAAUUCAAACUCCAUCUUUAUUUGCCAAG
Durio zibethinus is the source of this 1644-nucleotide messenger RNA. Its product is annotated as cysteine proteinase COT44-like. The record is from RefSeq and is a predicted model, not a curated record. Lineage: Eukaryota; Viridiplantae; Streptophyta; Magnoliopsida; Malvales; Malvaceae. Gene Ontology annotation, molecular function: cysteine-type peptidase activity. Gene Ontology annotation, biological process: proteolysis.